Pyrgilauda ruficollis (rufous-necked snowfinch) is the source of this 2719-nucleotide messenger RNA. It is a transcript of the gene ZDHHC16, whose product is annotated as zinc finger DHHC-type palmitoyltransferase 16. Gene Ontology annotation, biological process: protein palmitoylation. Gene Ontology annotation, cellular component: Golgi apparatus. Gene Ontology annotation, molecular function: palmitoyltransferase activity. NCBI's taxonomy places the organism in Eukaryota, Metazoa, Chordata, Aves, Passeriformes, Passeridae. Bases 1136 to 2335 code for a protein of 399 amino acids. The record is from RefSeq and is a predicted model, not a curated record. The transcript has 10 exons.
CGGGGGCCGGGAGGCGAUGGGGGAUGCUCCGUGUGCCGAGGGCAGGAGGGGCUUGUGCGGAGCCGGGAGGCAGCGGGGUCUGUCGCCAUGGGGGCGCUUGGGAUGGGAGGCAGCGGGGGGAACGCUGCUGGUCUGCAGGGGCCGGGAUGCUGCGGGGCAGGGAGAGCCGGCUGUUAGGGGGCUGGGUGCGGUGGGGCUGUCGGCACGGGCAGCCUUUGAGGAUGGGGCUGAAUACCGCAGAGUGCCUGGGCGCUGUGGGGCUGGGUGCUGCCGAGCCGGGGGAGCCGGGCGCUGCGGAGCCACAGGAGGGUGCCACAGGGCUGCGCCUGGCUGCCUGGACCCGGCAGCGUGAGGCCUCGCCUUUGCCUGGGGUGGGGCCAAAUCCAAGGAUCCGCACCCCUCGGCUGUGAUGUUGCCAGCGCUCUUGUCUGUGCUGGUGGUUGCUGUCCCAUUCCAUGGGCUCGGUGCCCCGCUGGGAUGUGGGGAUGGCCAUAGACAGGCGAGGGCUGGAUCCCAGUGCCUGGCUGGGCAGGGGAAAGUUGUGUGGCUCUACUGGAGCCUCAUCUCUGUGAUUGUGGUGCUGUGUUCAGGCAGGUGCCUGGGAACAGUGGGUCUUGCUCUAGAGCAGGCUGGCUGCCUCCACUGUGGGUUCCCUGCCCAACAGCUGCUGCUAUUGUAGGUGAGGAAGCUUCUCCGGGGGGCAGGAAGGUGCUGUGUCUUUGGAGGAAAGGGCUGACCUCAACACCUGCUUCUGGCUGCAGUAUUCUGUCUUUUACCACGCUGACAGCACAGGGAUGUGUGCCACCCAAAGGCUGCACCACAGGAGACUCUCCGUGUCACUCCCCCGGCCCCCUCCCCGCUGGGAAAGACGAGAUGGGACCAGAGAGCACCUGAGCCCAGAUGCUGAGGGGCCUGUGCCCCCUGCUCCGUGCAAAGAGACAUCCCGGCGACAGCGGCCCCGCAGCCUCCAGGAGCCUGGGCUCAGCUUCUCCGGCUCGGCAUCCUUGUCAGUUCAGGGAGCUGCACUACCGCCACCAGCGCGUCAGGGAGGGGAAAUCCUUCCCGAGGGACAGCCAGGCAGCAGGGUGGCCUGCCCACGCCGAGCUCCUGUCCCCCCAGGCGUGGUGCGGCAGGGAUGAGGAGCCGGCAGCGGAUGUUUGCCGCGGUGAUGCGCCUGCUCCUCAAGUGCCUGCGGCUGGGCCGGCGGCGGCGCUUCAAGCUGGUGCGGCACGUGGAGCAGCUGUGGCACUACGGGCACCUCUGCCUCCGCUCCCUGCUCUACAACUCCUUCACCAACGGCGAUGUGGUGCUUGACUCUCUCUUCGAGCCGGUCUACUGGCUGGUGGACCAUGUUACCCGGUGGUUUGGUGUGGUGUUUGUGGCACUGGUGAUUGGGCUGACGAGCUCUAUUGUGGCCAUCGUGUACAUCUGCCUGCUGCCCCUCAUCCUGCAGACCUACACACCUGCCUGGAUAUGCUGGCACCUCGCCUAUGGACACUGGAACCUCAUCAUGAUUGUCUUCCACUACUACAUGGCUAUCACCACUUCACCUGGGCACCCACCACAGGCCAAGAACGACCUCACUGGUGUGUCCAUCUGCAGGAAAUGCAUUGCCCCUAAGCCAGCUCGCACCCAUCACUGCAGCAUCUGCAACAGGUGUGUGCUGAAGAUGGACCAUCACUGCCCCUGGCUAAACAACUGUGUGGGACACUACAACCACCGCUACUUCUUCUCUUUCUGCUUGUUCAUGACCAUGGGCUGCAUUUACUGCAGCAUCAGCGGCUGGGAGAUGUUCCGGGAUGCCUACGCAGCCAUUGAGAGAAUGAAACUGCUUGAGAAGGAGAGACUGCAGGUGGCUGCCAACCAGACAUACUACCAGACCCCACCACCCACCUUCUCCUUCCGCCAGAGAGCUUUCCACAAGAGCGUGGUCUACCUCUGGGUCCUGUGCAGCUCGGUUGCACUGGCCCUGGGUGCCCUGACGCUGUGGCACGCUGCCCUCAUUACCCGUGGGGAAACGAGCAUCGAACGGCACAUCAACAGAAAGGAGAGGCAGAGACUGCAGAAGAAAGGCAAGGUGAGCAUAGCCAAUGGCACGGGGGCUGGCUGGGGCAGAGCCAGACGUGAUGUGCCUCUCCCUGUCCUGCAGGCCUUCAGGAACCCCUACAGUUACGGCAGCUGGGAUAAUUGGAAGGUGUUCCUGGGUGUGGAUGUGCCAAGGCACUGGCUCACCCGUGUCCUGCUGCCCUCUCCUCACCUGCCCCACGGGACAGGCCUGAGCUGGGACCUGCCUCCCUGUGUGACGGAGCAACGCACGCCACUCCUGGCCAUCUGAGGCCCUGUGCUCUGGACAUCCCUUCCACAGGCAGGGGAGUGCAAUGGGGAACCCACUCCACCACUGCAGCUUCCUUUGGCCAAAGUGCCUGGCAGAAGGCUGGCACAUAUCACUGACUGGAGCCAGAGCUACGGGAAACUGUGGACAGCGCUGGUGCCUGGACACCUGCCCUCUUGGCUCUUGGUGGCUGCAGGCAGCCCAGGGGCGAGGUGGCAGAGCUACUGCUCCCUGCUCCAGCUGGACGGUGCUGCCCUCAUGAGCACAGGUACGGGCCAGCAUUGGCCCAGCUCAGCUCUCUGAAGGGCUGGGCGCAGAGGAUGCCACCCCCACGUGCUCCCUGGGGAGUCUUUUUAAGAUCAUCUACUAAAUACUGUUUUUUUUUAA